UGCGGGAGUUGCCUACCUCAACUCCCCUUCCCCUUCCUUUCUCAGUUCCCAUGUCUUCGCUUCCAACCAUACAAUGGAUUUUAAGUCUCAUACCUGUUUAAUUCCCAUUCCCCAGUGUUAAUUCCUCCCAACCAAACACGUUUCGAUGGAGCUCUUCUCGGGUAGCCAGCGCGGCCCACCUCGUCCCCCGUCGCCGCUGCCGACGUUCCGAUGGAGUUCUUCUCGGGCUGUGAGGUUAAGGCUGGAGUGUCGAACGUCUCACCUAAAGGUGGCCAUCUCCUGCAUCUCUCUGAGGGUGCCCUUGGCAAGGUCAAGAAAGACCAUGAGGCGACCAUCUUUGUGAAGGUGGACGACCGGAAGCUGUCCAUUGGGACCCUCUCCACCGACAAGUCCCUCCAGGUCAUGUUUGACCUGGUCUUCAAGGAGGAGUUUGAGCUCCUGCACACCUCCAAGUCGUCCAGCGUCAUCUUCUCUGGGUACAAGGGUAUCCAGCAGGGCGAAGGAGAACCUAAAGAUGAGGAGGAGGGGCAGAAGAUAGUUGCAGCCGCCAAGGAAGAUGAUGAAGAGGAAGGCGAGAAGAUCGCUCCAGCCCCCAAAGAUAAUGUCAAAGCUGAAGGAAAUGACAAGAAGCCAGAACAUGUCAAUAUUGACUCUGCCGAUGUGGAAUCAAUCCUUCUAAGGAGUAAGAAGGAUGAAGACAUCGGUGACGAUUCCUACGAAGCGUUGAUUCCUAUUGAAGACCAUAAGCAAGAUACUGGGAAUGAAACUGCAUCUGAAAGCCCGCUGAAGACGCCUGCUUUUGUAACACCCCAGAAGCCAGAUACUGGGAAGAACAGUGUAUCUGAAAGCUUGUUGGAGACGCCUUCUUCUCAAACACCCAUGAAGCAAGAUCGUCGGAAGGAGGCAUCUAAAAGCCCGCCGGAGAUGCCUGCUUCUGAAUCACCCAAAUCUGAAAGCCUGCCAGGGACACCUGCUUCUGAAUCACCCAAAUCUGAAAGUCCGUUGGAGAUGCUUGCUUCUGAAACACCCCAGAAGCCACAUGCUGGGAAGAACAGUGCAUCAGACAACCCGCUGGAGACGCCUGCUUUUGAAGCACUCAUGAUGCGAGAGGCUCUAAAGAAGAGGGCAUCUAAAAGCACGCCUGAUUCUGAAAUAUCCAUGGGUGCAUCUGAAAGCCUGUCUAAUUUUGAAGUAUCCAAUAAGCCAGAGACUCGGAAGAAGAGGCCACUUGAAAGCAUGUCUGAUUCUGAAAUAUCCAAGAAGCCAGAGACUGGGAAGAAGAGGCCACUUGAAAGCUCAUUGAAGACACUUGCUUCUAAUAAGAAGGCAAAGGUCGCAACACUGUCUGGCCAGAACACAGGCUGUGAGGUUAAGGCUGGAGAGUCGAAGGUCUCACCUGAAGGUGACCAUCUCCUGCAUCUCUCUGAGGGUGCCCUUGGCAAGGUCAAGAAAGACCAAGAGGCGACCAUGUUUAUGAAGGUGGAUAACCGGAAGCUGUCCGUUGGGACCUUCUCCACCAACAAGUUCCUCCAGGUCAUGUUUGACCUGGUCUUCAAGGAGGAGAUUGAUCUCUUGGACACCUCCAAGUCGUCCAGCGUCUUCUUCUCUGGGUACAAGGGUAUCCAGCAGGUCGAAGGAGGACCUAAAGAUGAGAAGGGGCAGAAGAUCGCUCCAGCCACCAAGGAAAAUGUUUCAGAUGAAGAGAGGGAGAAGAUUGCCCCAGCCCCCAAGGAAAAUGUCAAAGCUCAAGCAAAUGACAAGAAGCCAGAACAUGUCAAUAUUGAGUCUGCCGACGUGGAAUCAAUCCUUGGAAAGAGUAAGAAGGAUGAAGACAGCGAUGAAGACGUGGAGUCAAUCCUUGGAAAGAGUAAGAAGGAUGAAGACAUCGAUGAAGACAUCGAUGAAGACAGCGAUGAUGGUUCCUUCGACAAGUGGCUGCCUAUUCAAGAUUAUGAGGUUGCUGAAUAUUAUUUUGUGGAGGAAGAAGAAACACCCCUGUGAUCUGAGGAGGAAGAAGAAACACCCAAGUGAGGAGGAAGGAACACCCAAGUGAGAUUAGGAAGAAACUGUUUAGUAGCGAUGCGGUGAAAUGAAAGACUAAAAAAAACAAUCUUGUUAUGCUGUUUGGGUUGGACUGUCUACUUGGUACUGACUGAUGGCUUGUCACUUGCAGAUACUACCAGUUAGUCGGUUACCUACUUUUAAGUGCAUUUGAUUUGAUUGUCUGCAUAUGUUAAUCUUGUUGUCUGUGAAUCCUUGCAUCCAUCUCAAUGCAGUCUCAGAUAGUUUGGACUCUGCA
Messenger RNA from Lolium rigidum, 2299 nucleotides. RefSeq names its product histone deacetylase HDT1-like. NCBI's taxonomy places the organism in Eukaryota, Viridiplantae, Streptophyta, Magnoliopsida, Poales, Poaceae. The transcript is spliced from 19 exons. The record is from RefSeq and is a predicted model, not a curated record. Bases 211 to 2001 code for a protein of 596 amino acids.